Mobula hypostoma (lesser devil ray) is the source of this 1240-nucleotide messenger RNA. Its product is annotated as eotaxin-like. Gene Ontology annotation, molecular function: chemokine activity. Gene Ontology annotation, cellular component: extracellular region. The record is from RefSeq and is a predicted model, not a curated record. Lineage: Eukaryota; Metazoa; Chordata; Chondrichthyes; Myliobatiformes; Myliobatidae. The coding region runs from base 62 to 331 and encodes 89 amino acids. Gene Ontology annotation, biological process: immune response. The transcript is spliced from 3 exons.
UGAGCUACAGUUGAAAUGUUUUAAUAGCACCACCACCGGUGAGGAAAACCUCUUCAGCAAAAUGAAGCAGUUUCUUGUAGCGCUGAUUUGUCUCAGCAUGCUCAACAUUGUUUUGUCAGGAGCUCCGACUCGUAUACUGACCAGCUGUUGCAAGAACUAUUCAAAGAGAGUCCCCUCCAUCGACAAAAUCCAAGAAUAUAAAAUCCAGACAAAUGAAGGCUCUUGCAAGAUUAAUGCUGUAAUAUUCACAGUUGGGGACAAACGUAUCUGUGCAGAUCCAAAAAGGAAACGGGUCAUUAAAACUUUGAAACAACUCCCAGAAAAGGAAUAGAAGAUGAAAAUGAUGUUGAUUCUCUGAGAUUAAACUACCUGUGAAAUGAAGGAAGUUUUCAAAUACUUAAUAUUAUGCUCUGUCGUAUUUUACACAUAUCCUUGGAAAGUUUGCACAUGGAAGCAGCGUCUGCAUUUAUAUCAUUAAAUUGUGAAUCAGCUUCAUCUUAUCUGAUCCUCUCUGAUGUUUGAACUGUUUCUGUACAUCUCCACUACCACUACCACCUUUCCACGUGCCAUUAGAGUUAGGUAUGCAUAUUGCAAAAUAAAUAAUAAAUAAAAUCCGAUUGUCUUCCAUGCUUCUAUCAAUGUUGAGCAAUAGCAGUUAAUCAAGCGUAAAAUUAGUACUUUCUCACUGAUGAAGAGACAGAUCUUUCACAUGCUCCCAUGAAAUUUACCAAAGAGUAAGAUCUCCAUCUGCCAUACAAAAGCUUGAACCUCAGUGCUGCCAGUGUGGACCUCUACAAGUAUAUGUGUUCUCAUCUCCAAAGAGGUUUACAAAUUGUACAUUAAAAUCGCAUACUUACAUAUAUUGUAAGUAAUGCUUGAGCAUAAAGGGACCACGUAGAUCAAAGCAAUGAUAUUUUGUAAUUUCUCCAUUGAAAAUGGCUUCACUGUCAGGUAGUGAAAAGUCAUUCAUGUUAACUGUUUCUUCAGAGAAGAUUGAAUGAAGGAUGGGCCCCCUUAAACUAACUGGAUAGAAAAGAAUUUAUUUAUUUUCAAGAUUGAUUGCAUAAUAGCCCACAUAAUUUGCAUGCAGGAAAUAUCCUGAAAUUUCAAGCUUUUGUUUAAUGUCACUUUUUUAGUACUUUAUAACAUCCCACAAAGAGAAUUCUUCUACUUAAGUCAAAAAAUAUAGUUAUGUAUUUUAAUUAUAAUUUCCUGGCAUUUAUUUUCUGUUUCAAUAAAG